GCGGACCCAGCUUCCCGGAGAGGCUGGAGAGAAUCGUUUGGGGGCAUUCGCAGGCCAAAGAGGGGCUGGCCCUCGACGCGCUCGGGCUCGAUUGGCCGCCCUCCCCCGGCGGCGGUAACGGUCGCGGAGGCGGGGCCUGACGUAGCUGAUCCCAGCCUAACCUGGCCCGGCUGGCUGCUGGUGGGAGGCCGGCGACUGAGUAAGGUGAGUGGCUCUCGGGGCUCUCAGAGGCGUCGGCGUGAGCCCCUUCCCGGAGUACCCCGGACUUGACCUCACCUGGGCCUAAAAGUGGUCAGACUGACCCUUGUCAGGGAGGAGCCAUCUGGGACAGGGUCGCGCCAAUUAAAAAUCCCUGCGUAAGGGUUUGGGGAUCGGACAAAACUGCCUCCAGUCCCAGCUCCCCAGGCUUUGUGUUCUUUGGCUUCUCCUUUAAUGUCUCAGCGCCUCCGAUUCUUUAUUUGUAUACUAAAGCUGGUAAUUCUUGCCUUACAAGGUGGUUGUGAGGGUUAAAUGAGGCAGUAAGAGUAAAGCUUAGAAUCACGUCGGGCACAGACUCGAUUUAAGCUGUAGGUAAUUACUCCAUCCCCCAAAAUCGACCCGGGCUGAAGCGCUAGUUUUGUGUCAAACAACCGCGAAGGUUGUUUGGGGAGUGAGGACUCGGAGCAGAAGGGGGCGGUUAGGCGAAUAGCACAGAUGAAGAUCCAGUUUCAGACACGAGACUCGUUGGGUGAUCAUUUCAUUGAGAUCAACCUGAAUGACCAGGUGUAAAGUGCAAGAGUAAUAUGCUAUGACUGAGUAACUAUGUUUCCAGUAGCCCCUAAACCCCAGGAUUCCAGUCAACCAUCAGACAGACUCAUGACUGAAAAACAGCAGGAAGAAGCAGAAUGGGAAAGCAUAAAUGUGCUAUUGAUGAUGCAUGGCUUAAAACCUUUGUCUCUAGUCAAAAGAACAGAUCUCAAAGAUCUCAUCAUUUUUGACAAACAGUCAUCACAAAGGAUGAGACAGAAUUUGAAAUUGUUGGUGGAAGAAACAUCACGUCAACAGAACAUGAUACAGGAGCUUAUAGAAACUAAUCAACAGCUUAGAAAUGAACUUCAGCUAGAGCAAAGCCGAGCAGCCAGUCAAGAACAACGAGCUAAUGACUUGGAACAAAUUAUGGAAAGUGUGAAAUCCAAAAUUGGUGAAUUGGAGGAUGAAUCACUAAAUAGGGCUUGCCACCAACAGAAUAAAAUAAAAGAUCUUCAAAAGGAGCAGAAAACUUUACAGGUGAAGUGCCAGCAUUAUAAGAAAAAACGAACGGAGCAACAAGAAACUAUUGCUUCUUUGCAAAUGGAAGUCUGUAGAUUAAAAAAGGAGGAAGAAGAUCGCAUUGUCACUCAAAACAGAGUGUUUGCCUAUCUGUGCAAAAGAGUUCCUCAUACCGUCUUGGAUAGACAGUUGCUUUGUCUAAUUGAUUACUAUGAAUCUAAAAUUAGAAAAAUUCAUACACAAAGGCAAUAUAAAGAAGAUGAAAGUCAGUCAGAAGAAGAAAACGACUACAGAAAUCUGGAUGCCUCACCAACUUAUAAAGGCCUUUUAAUGUCAUUACAGAAUCAACUCAAGGAAUCAAAAUCUAAGAUUGAUGCACUUUCAAGUGAAAAGCUGAACCUCCAAAAAGAUUUGGAAACCAGGCCUACACAGCAUGAAUUAAGACUUUAUAAACAGCAGGUGAAGAAGCUGGAAAAAGCCCUUAAGAAAAACGUCAAAUUACAGGAGCUUAUUAGUCAUAAGAAGGCUGAGGACACAGAGAAGAAAGAUGAGCCCAGCAAAUAUAAUCAGCAACAGGCCCUAAUUGACCAGAGAUACUUUCAGGUGCUGUGUAGCAUCAAUUCAAUUAUCCACAAUCCAAGAGCUCCAGUAAUAAUUUAUAAACAGACCAAAGGGGGAGUCCAAAAUUUUAAUAAAGAUCUUGUUCAAGAUUGUGGAUUUGAGCAUCUUGUUCCUGUAAUAGAAAUGUGGGCAGAUCAACUGACAUCCUUAAAGGAUUUGUAUAAGUCCUUGAAAACACUAUCUGCAGAACUGGUACCUUGGCAUAAUUUGAAGAAGCAGGAUGAAAAUGAAGGUAUCAAAGUUGAAGAUUUGUUGUUUAUAGUAGAUACUAUGCUGGAAGAAGUUGAAAAUAAGGAAAAGGACAGCAAUAUGCCAAACUUUCAAACUUUGCAAGCUAUUGUUUCUCACUUCCAAAAGUUAUUUGAUGUGCCUUCUUUAAAUGGAGUCUAUCCCCGAAUGAAUGAAGUUUAUACUAGGCUUGGAGAAAUGAACAAUGCUGUGAGAAACCUCCAAGAACUCUUAGAAUUAGAUAGUUCAUCCUCAUUGUGUGUGCUAGUAAGCACUGUUGGAAAACUCUGUAGGCUGAUUAAUGAAGAUGUGAAUGAGCAGGUUAUGCAGGUAUUAGGACCUGAAGACCUCCAGAGCAUUAUCUACAAAUUGGAAGAACACGAGGAAUUUUUCCCAGCAUUUCAGGCAUUUACUAAUGAUCUACUUGAAAUCUUAGAAAUUGAUGACUUGGAUGCCAUUGUACCUGCAGUAAAGAAAUUAAAAGUACUUUCAUACUGAAAACAAAUCAUUUUUACUGUGUAAAUUGUAUUCUUAACAUUUUGUAUUUUGUAGGAUUGAUCUUAUUUUGAGACAAGGGUUGUAAAAUGUAUUUGCUCUCAGAAUUCAUCCCCUUCUUAGUAUUAGGUCAUUCUUCAUCUCUAUAAUUUUUAUUAACUUUGAGAUUCUUAUACAGAAAAUAGUUGCAAGGGUAAGGUAAUUAACUUUAGAUCCCUUCAUUUCUAAAGCAAUUAUUGAGUGCUUAAAAUUUAAGGUUGUUUUAGAGUGGAGUUUGUGAGUAAAAGAGGAGCCCAGGGAGACAGAUUGCAAGUAGUAGGUUGCAAUCUUUUAGAUUCAGCUUGUAGUAAUCUUUGAGCCACACCAAAAGGAAUGCCAAGGGCUCUCUAAAUUUAGCCAGUAGGAAGCUACUGCUCUCCUGGCAAGGACUAAUUGGCACAUUCUGUUAAGAUAUCCCUCAUGGCAGUUGCCCUUUCAAAGCAGGAGGAAGAAAAGGAAGAAAGAAAAACUGUUUCAUCAUUUCUGUUAGGGUAGGAAAUGAAUCAUAGGGUAAAAUGGAUGAGUAGAUAGAAGUCUCUCAUUUAAAAAGUGUCUUUUGCAAUCUUGAUGUAAUGCACUUUUUAUAAGGACUUGAGAUCUCAAAUAAAAUUUUUGUAAAGAAUUUCCAAA
Messenger RNA from Gorilla gorilla gorilla (western lowland gorilla), 3261 nucleotides. It is a transcript of the gene CEP70, whose product is annotated as centrosomal protein 70. NCBI's taxonomy places the organism in Eukaryota, Metazoa, Chordata, Mammalia, Primates, Hominidae. Gene Ontology annotation, cellular component: centrosome. The record is from RefSeq and is a predicted model, not a curated record. The coding region runs from base 802 to 2595 and encodes 597 amino acids. Gene Ontology annotation, molecular function: gamma-tubulin binding. The transcript has 18 exons. Gene Ontology annotation, biological process: regulation of microtubule cytoskeleton organization; cilium assembly.